Messenger RNA from Neoarius graeffei (lesser salmon catfish), 1476 nucleotides. RefSeq lists its product as uncharacterized. The coding region runs from base 296 to 1198 and encodes 300 amino acids. The transcript has 4 exons. The record is from RefSeq and is a predicted model, not a curated record. NCBI's taxonomy places the organism in Eukaryota, Metazoa, Chordata, Actinopteri, Siluriformes, Ariidae.
ACUGAUGUAUUCAAGAAAUUGAACAGUUCCAAGUGGUCUGAGUUGGUGUCUCACAAUGCCUUGAACACACUGAGCGAUGCAAAGUACAACAAGCCAUCAACAUUACCCUUCACUGAAGAUGUUCAGAUUCUUCACCGGUACCUCGAGGAAUCUGCAGAAAGUGCCUUUUGCAACUUGAAGGAGGAAGCCACUGCUCAGAACUACGCUCAACUUGCAAAAGUUACACUUGCUCAAAUCAUUGCAUUCAAUCGGAGACGUGCUGGGGAAGUUUCAAAAAUGUGCCUCAGAAGUUUUUAUGAAAGAGACAACACAAAGCUCCAUGAAGAUGUUGCCAUGGGGUUGUCAAAGACUGAACAAAGACUCUGCAACUAUUUCAGCCGUGUCGAAAUCAUGGGAAAAAGGGGAAGAAAGGUUGCAGUUCUGCUCACCCCAAGCAUGGUGGAUGCUCUCACUACUGACCAGUAAAAGGACUGAGUGCGGUGUUUGUGAGACAAAUGUCUUCCUGUUUGCAAGACCCAAAUCAGUGACCAAUUACAGAGGACAAGACUGUUUGCGUGUUCAUGCAAACCAGUGUGGGGCAAAGCACCCAGAGCACCUGAGGUCGACACAACUUCGGAAACAUGUGGCCACACUCUCACAAGUCCUUAAUUUAAAAAAUAACGAACUUGACCAGGUUGCAGAUUUCCUGGGUCACGACAUCCGUGUUCACCGCGAUUUCUACAGAUUACCAGUUCCCACAACGCAGCUGGCCAAGAUUUCCAAGCUGCUUUUGUCAAUGGAGAAAGGACAUCUUUCCAGCCUGCAGGGGAAAUCACUGGAUGAGAUUGAAAUUGAAGACGAAAUUCCAUUCAGUGACACUGAUGCCAAGGACAGUGAGGGCGAAUCCGAUGACAGUGGCACAGCAUUCAUAGCAUCAGAGUGUGGGACUAGUGAACCUGUGGAUGCUCCCUCAGACUCUAUCACAGAGCAAGUCCAUGACAUUAGUGAUUUUGGAACAGUGUCAUCUGUUACAUCGACGGUAACUGAGACUGUCCCUCUGUCUGAAGGACAAGACACUGGUCAAGAACAUGAGUCCAGAAGACUGCCGAAGAAACCGUGGUCUAAGGCUGAGGUUGCUGCGGUCAUGCGGUAUUUCAGGGAUCACAUAAGUAAAGGAAAACUGGCCACAAAAACUAAUGUAGUCAUUGUAAGCUGGUAGAACAACGAACAGUGCAAAAUAUAAGGGACUUGGUCAGAAACCGAGGAAUAGCUGCAAAGAGGCAGUCACAGAAACAAAAGCUGUAACUCCACUGGGAAUCCACUCUGGGUUUUUUGUAUACAUGUUGUGAUUAUGUUGAUGGAGUCACUCGUUUUAUAAAUCCAUCUGUUUCCAACAUGGGUUUUCUAAAUUAGUUAAGGAUCUGAUUUUCAUUGGAAAGCUUGUGGGUUUUAAAAGGUUUUUGUUGUCUAGCUGUUAGUCACUCCCGAACAAAAUGA